UUAAAAUUAAAUCUUCAAGCGCUAAUUUGUUAAAGUAACAAUAAAAAAAAUUAGUAACACUUUACAUGCACAAUUUGGAUCAAAUCAUCUUAUGAUGGGAACCAUAGAGAAACGUUCUUUUUCUUUUCGCCUGCGACGCACUACAGGAGAUGGUGGAAGUACGCACAGCCGAAAUAGUAACAACAAUAGCAGUACUUGUACCAAUAUUAACAAUAAUAGAUGUAAUUCCCCAUUAACACCAACGAACACCAGUAUGAAAUUGGAAGUGCCAAAUACCGCAUCAGUUAGUCGCCGAAGUAGCAUUUACAAGAAACCUGAUAAAGAUGACAGUGGAAUGAUACAUAUUAUACCGGAUAUAGACCUUCCAUUAAUGACAUUUACUGAUCAGUAUAAUAUUGAAAAAACUCUUGCGGAGGGUUGUUUUGCUAAAAUCCUAUUAGCAUUACAUAGACCCACAAAUACGACUGUAGCUCUUAAAGCUGUACAUGCAGAGUUGACAACACUUAAAGAAUUUCAAAAAGAAUUUCAUUACAACUAUGAAUUAUCUCAUCAUCGAAAUAUACUUAGUGCCUACAAUGUAGCAUUUCAAACUAAAGAUUAUUAUGUUUUUGCCAUGGAACACGCGCCAUAUGGUGAUAUGGCUGCAAAUCUUGGACCGAAUGGUCUACACGAAAGUGUAUGUAAAUUGAUAUCUGAACAAUUAAGUUCAGCACUUGGAUUUAUGCAUUCGAAAAACUUAGUUCAUCGAGAUUUAAAACUAGAAAAUAUACUUGUAUUUACACCAGAUUUUUCACGUGUUAAACUGUGUGACUUCGGUGCAACUACCAAAAGAAGCCUUUUAGUGCAUAAGGUAAAACAUACAUGGACCAGUUUUGUGCCUCCAGAGGUUUUGGAAAUUGUAAAAAAUGAAAGAUUCUUAUGUCUUCCCAGUAGUGACUCAUGGCAGUUUGGCAUACUUUUAUAUAAUAUUUUAACUGGAAGUCCACCAUGGAAUUCAGCGGAUUGGGUUAAGGAUGCUCAAUAUGCUAAUUUUAUGAAAUAUGAACAGCGUAAAACCACAAAAAUUCCGGACAACUUUCGUCGGUUUUCACCACGGUUGAUGCGUUGCUUUAGAAAAUACUUAAGUCAUGAUCCAGAGGACCGCUGCAAAAUAACUGAGGUCACAAAAUAUAUGAAAGACAGAUGGGUCGAAUGUCGCAUAUCAGCUUCAAAAUCCGCAACACUAAUUUCACCUAAUCCAGAUCAAGACUCAUGCAUAUAUUUAAAUCAAAGAGAAGGUAGAAUGUCCGCUGACGAAAAUAGAUCGCGAAUGAAACGCAUGAUGUCCAGUUAUGGACUUGAUAACGCCAUCGAUCAAACAGCGGUUCGACGGCGUGUUCUCGAUUGGCUUUCAACUUGUGACAAUAACUUUGACCCUGAAAUCGAGAGUUUAACUUUAGUAAAUGUUAAGGAUUAGAAUUAAAAUAAAUUUUUAAAGAUUCAUUUGAAGAAUAUUCAUUUUUAUUGUACAAACAUAAUUAUUAAGUGUAUGCCUAGUCAGCCAUGAUAUUACACAUGUUCUAAAAUGCAAUUUGAAGCAUAUUGACAUGUACAUCAUUUUCUAUAAUAAUUUAUGCAAUAAGUAGAUAGAUGAUAGACUCGUAUAAUAUACCAAACGUAUUUUUAGAAAUAAUAUAUUGUGAUGGCGUAAUAUUAAAUACCCUUGUAUAUACAUAUAGUAGGAUAUAUUUCAAUUUUAUAAAUUUAUAUUUAAGAUACUAUAACGAUUUUGUGUAAAUAAUUAAAAAUUAAAAAUUAAAAAUAACGUAUGAAUGAGGGAGGAUGCAAGAAUUGUCAUUGGGUGUACAUAUGUAUAAUAGCACGUUUAGUUAUAACAAUAUUACUCGAAUCAAUAUGAAUUCAUGUAUAAAUAUAUAGACUUAGUAAUAUAAACAUUUUUCUUUUAUAAAUACCAACAACGUGAUUUAGUGAAACGGCGAUAAUUUCGCACAUCAGUUCAGGUGAAAAUAAGUAAAGAAUAAACAUAGAUUGUAUAAUAAAUAGCAGUGUGAAAAACUGAUUUUUCAAAUAUUUUAUCGAAAAUGUAAUUUAAAUAUAUCCUCGUACAAUAAAAUAAAUAAAAUAAUAGUGUUUAGCUUUUUCACCAAAUGUUUGCUUAUUGAAUAAUUGAAUAAACAAAUAUAUGAAUCAGAGCAUUAGAAAAUCACACAUAAAUGUUUACCUAAAUGAUUGUUUAAACAAAUGCCAUUGUAAAAAAAAAGAAAUAAAAAAAAACAAUGAAAUAAAACUCAGAUGGAUACUGAUAUAGACACCUUAAUCUAUAUAAUAGAUAAUAAAAAUAAUAAUAAU
Molecule: messenger RNA, 2349 nt
Organism: Teleopsis dalmanni
Lineage: Eukaryota; Metazoa; Arthropoda; Insecta; Diptera; Diopsidae
Gene: meng
Product: serine/threonine-protein kinase meng-po
Exons: 2
Coding region: 92-1456 (454 amino acids)
Biological process (GO): peptidyl-serine phosphorylation; peptidyl-threonine phosphorylation
Molecular function (GO): protein serine/threonine kinase activity; ATP binding
Source: RefSeq, a predicted model, not a curated record